ACAAAUUAUUAUUAAACUGUUAAAUAAAUAUAAAGAAAAUUGUGUGCACAAAAGCUUAAAUAAAUAUAAAAACAACUUAAAAUAAAGCUAAGCAAUUGGAAAACGAAAAGAAUAAUUAUUAAAGGUCUAUAAAAUACAGUGAAAUUUAACAGCUAGAAGAAAAAAAAAGUAAACUUAAGCGAAGGUGUGAAGAAAGAAAAAAAAAAUAUAUAAAAUUUGUGUGUUUAUUGUUGUUGUUAUUGCGUUGCUGCUGCUGCCUCUGCUGCUGCUCAAGUGCUGAGGAGUUCGUUGUCUGUGUUGUUGUUUGGUGUAGUGUCUGCUGGUCUCUGCGCGCUGCUGUGGAAUUUUCGACAACAACAAAAAUGGCCCAGCUUAUUUCGGUAGCGGGGACAAAUCGCGAAACCUUGUACGACAGAUGCCUUUGGUGUUUUGUGACCAAAUUGAAUUACAAUCAACAGACCUUGAAUAAUGUCCAGCAACUACGUUACCUGCCGCCAGGAGUGCUUAUCGAUAUUUAUGUUUUGAUGUCCCAACGAGAUGAUUUGAAAGACAUGCUAUUUGAGCAAUUGGCUGAUUUAGAGAUCUUUGAACGUUUAUUGCGUUUUGAUCCGGCACGCAAGAAAUUAUUUUUAUGCCUGGCUACUUUGAUAAGUAGAGGCAAACCUUUAGCAUCACAAUUAAAACAGACCUACACUGGACGUUAUAAGCAACAACCCGCCGAUGAUAAUGUCAACAAAGCACAAACCACCACGACAUCAACAUCCACAUCCACAAUGACAGCAACAACUAAGACUGCUUCCAAAUUGGCUAAAUUGGCCAAGGCGAAAUUAGCUUUAAAUUGUAAAAGCCAUAAUAACAGUGAACAAACCUCAUCAGCCUCAGUCUCAGCGCCCAGGCCCUCAACAUCAUCACACAGCAGUACAAGUAAAGACUACAACAACACAGCAACAAAAUCUUUAGAUGAAUCAAUUAUACAACAAGCCGAUUCCAUAGGUUUGACUGAUGCCAGCUUAGCAAGUGAUUUUCCUUUUGGUUUGGAUGCCAUAGAUUUUGGUCUGCGUUUGGGUUCCUUUCUGUCCGAGGCCGGCUGGUUGUCCGAAAGUAUAGAAAUCUUAACAUGCGUGGCCACCAAACUGAAACGCAUGUCCUUAGAUAAGAAAUUAAAAAUUAUUUAUUUAGAUUGUUUACAAAGACUUUUACAUUCGGAGACAGGCUUGAGUUAUUUUAAAGCUGCUGAACGUACUUUUGAUGUGAUUGUGGAUUUACUUAAGCAAAUCGAUACGGAGGAGAUACCCAAACCUUUGCUGGCCAAUACUUAUACACAAUUUUCGGAAAUGUAUUUUGCACGCAAUGAAUACGAUGACAGUCAUAUGUGGAGUGUUGUGGCCAUGCGUAAUCUGGAGGAAACCACACCAGAGAGAAUUGCCAUUGAUGUGCUGCGUCAGGCUGCCAAAGCUUGUGUUGUGAAAAGAGAUUAUCAGCGUGCGAAUAUGUUAAUUUGUCAGGCCAAAUCUAGGGCAAAAAAAACUUUCGGUGCUACCCAUCAGAAAUAUGCCGACACUCUGCUCGACUACGGCUUCUUCCUUCUCAACGUCGACUCCCCCCAUCAAAGUGUCAAUGUGUACAAAGAAGCUUUAGAUAUCAAACGUUGUGUCUUUGGUAAUCGUAACUUCCAUGUGGCCAUUGUCCACGAAGAUCUUUCAUAUGCCUACUAUGUGCACGAAUACAGUACCGGCAAUUUCACUUGUGCCCGUGAUCAUGUCGAAAAAGCUGUCGACAUACUCAAACAUCUAGUGCCAGAAGAUCAUUUAAAAUUAGCCUCGGCCAAGAGGGUUAAAGCUUUGCUAUUGGAAGAAAUUGCUCUGGAUAAAAUGGCCGAGGGAGUAGACGAUGAAGGACUGCUUAAGCAAUCAGAAGAUUUGCAUAAAUUUGCUUUGCAAUUGUCGUUGGAGGUGUUUGGCGAAGUGAAUGUACAGACGGCAAAAUUGUAUGGUAAUUUGGGAAGAUUGUAUCAGACAAUGAAUCGUUUUGAGGAAGCCGAGCGCAUGCACCAAAAAUCUAUUAAAAUAAAAACUGAUCUUUUGGGUCCCUUUGAUUAUGAAGUUGGUCUCUCCAUUGGCCAUUUGGCCUCACUGUACAAUUAUCAAAUGAAAAAGUAUCGUGAGGCUGAAGAGCUGUAUUUGCGCAGUAUAGAAAUUAGUUUACGUUUAUUUGGUCGUUCGUAUUCGGGACUGGAAUACGAUUAUUUAGGACUGUGUCAUGUUUAUGAGGUGUUAAGAGAAUAUGAGAAAUAUUUGAAAUACGCAAAUAUGCUGGAUAAUUGGCAAAUUUUGCGUGGACAAAAUUUAACAAUGGACAAAAACAUUUAUCCCGCUAUUAAAGAAGAUAGUACCCUGGAGGACAUCAAAUAUCAAUUUUUCACCAUGUGCACACACAACUUAACCGCUUGCAAUUAAAUAAAAAACCUUCAUUCACCCUGAUACAUUGGUAAUCUCUAAAAUGGAAAGAAGACGGAAAAAUAAAAACAAAAAUACAUUUUAGUGUUGUGUAGAGUGACAUGCAUCAUUAAGUUUACUUAAAAACAAAAAUUUUAGGAACUUUUACAAAAUAAAAACAAAUUUAGUUAAGUAAGUAAGAAAACAAAAA
Molecule: messenger RNA, 2646 nt
Organism: Calliphora vicina (urban bluebottle blowfly)
Lineage: Eukaryota; Metazoa; Arthropoda; Insecta; Diptera; Calliphoridae
Gene: Pat1
Product: Protein interacting with APP tail-1
Exons: 8
Coding region: 363-2456 (697 amino acids)
Biological process (GO): intracellular protein transport; proteasome-mediated ubiquitin-dependent protein catabolic process
Cellular component (GO): Cul2-RING ubiquitin ligase complex
Molecular function (GO): protein binding; ubiquitin-like ligase-substrate adaptor activity
Source: RefSeq, a predicted model, not a curated record